Messenger RNA from Tauraco erythrolophus (red-crested turaco), 1848 nucleotides. NCBI's taxonomy places the organism in Eukaryota, Metazoa, Chordata, Aves, Musophagiformes, Musophagidae. The record is from RefSeq and is a predicted model, not a curated record.
AUGGAAGCGAACUCUGGAAGUUUGGGCCCUGUGGAGGGAAUUGAGGCUGUGGAAGCUUCACCUGUGGAUGCAAACGGCUGUUUUGUGUGUUCCUUCCUCAGCGCUCAGCUGCCUGUGAAAGAUCCUGACGAGACUCACCCGAAAAAGAAAAAACGAGAUGACGCCAAGAAGGUUGAAGAAGUUUCUGCUGCGGUGAAGUCGCUAGCCAAAGCACCGAGGAAACACCAGCAGGCUUCGUUCAGCAAUGCCGCUCGAAUCCGGGAGCCUGCUAAAGAGACUCUGUCCACUUCUUCUGACUUUCCAUCUACAAGACCAGCACAUUCUGCGGUCGACAUAGAAAUGCCAGAAAUUGAUGAAAUGCCUUGUGGAUGCACUACUUGCUUGAAGAAGGAAACACUAUCCCUUCCUUACAAGACAAUUCCAUGUUUGAGCCUGGUGAAGGCAGCAGGUCUUCAUCUGAAAGUCAUAAACAUCUCAUGCUUGUCUCCAUCAUCACCAUCGGUGUACAUCCUUUACAAAAGCGUUGGUGGUGGGGCUGGAAUCGGGAGCACAAGCUGGAAUGGCAAAACCUACAUGAAACCUGCUCUAGAUGGCAUCUCAACACAGAAGCCACUUAUUAAGGAGAGCACUGUGCCAGAAUCCCCGGCUUCAGAAGUUGGCAAAAUGGGGAGGCUUUUCUGCACUGCUGAAGAGGAUGUUAAGCGAGGAGAAAAGGUGAAAUACCAGCAGCUCUUGGAACUGGCAAAGGGAAAAUAUCCCAGAAGUUACCCUGCUCCGCUGCCGACAAGCUUCUUCAACAUUCAACGCUACUCCAAGGAACCAGCGGUGACUGCAAGUGCCCUGGAGGAACCGAGACGUGGAGAUGUCUAUCCGCGUGCGACACUAAAGACCAGUGAGUAUCCCUGUGAUUCACGUCUGCUCCGCUUUGUAGGUAGACUUCAAAUCAAAACAGGGUAUUUCCUUGAGCCUCGAAGGUACUACACACCAGCAGAAAACUUGAACGAACAGGGAAGACCAGUGAAACAAGCCAUUGCAGGGGGACAGUAUGGAGCUGAAAUCUCAGAAGGGAAGUUAUUCGAAUUACACCUGGGACCUAUUCUGCCCAAAAAGUUACCUGCCCUUGAUGUGGAAGAAAAGAAAUUCCCAAGCUCAGAAAAAACAGUAGAACACUUCUCUCCGCUCACAGAGGCCAUGGAGAGAGAGGUGGUUGCCGCGUUUGGCAGAGGUCAGCCAGACGAGAUCAUGAGCAGUGCCUUCAAACUCAAGGUCACUCGGGAGGACAUCCAGACGCUGAGCAACCUCCGGUGGCUCAAUGAUAUGGUCAUUAAUUUCUACAUGAGUCUUCUGAUGGAAAGAAGUAAGAAGGAAGGAUAUCCAGCAGUCCAUGCUUUUAGUACUUUCUUUUAUCCCAAACUAAUUUCUGGAGGCUACAAAGCAGUAAAGAGAUGGAGCAGAGAUGUGGAUCUCUUCAAGCAGGACCUCAUCUUCGUGCCUGUUCACAUGAGAUUGCACUGGACACUAGUGGUCAUAGAUAUCAGAAAGAAGACCAUCAAGUACUUUGACUCGAUGGGACAAAAAGGGGGCAAGACUUGUGAAACUGUGUUCCAAUACAACCUAAACGAAAGCCGGGAAAGAAGAAACCUGGAGCUGACUUUUUCAGAGUGGACUCUCCGCAGCAUGGAGUCAUACGAAAUUCCUCAGCAAUCGAACGGAAGCGACUGCGGGGUUUUUAUGUGCAAAUUCGCCGAUUACAUCUCCAGAGACAAACCCAUAACCUUUACUCAGAGUCACAUGCCUUACUUCCGCAAGAAGAUGGUGUGGGAGAUAAUCCAUCAGCAGCUGCUGUGA